AUGAAGCAAACCGGCACUCUCGUCGCCCUCGCCGGCCUGGUCUCCAUGGUCCACGGUCACGGUUUUGUCACCUCUCCCAAGCCCCGUAUGCCCGGCCCGGCUAUGAAGGCUGCCUGCGGUAACCAGGUGGAGAUCAACCAGCAGUCCGACAACUACGGCAACAUCCAGGGUGAGCUUCAGGUAGCCAAGGGCCAGAGCGACUACAACGCCGACGAGUGUAACAUCUGGCUCUGCAAGGGUUACAAGUUUGACGACAACAAGGACAACGUCUACUCCUACACCGCCGGCCAGACCGUCGACUUCGUGGUUGACAUCCGUGCGCCUCACACCGGUGUGGCCAACGUCUCCGUCGUUGACACCGCUACCAACACGGUGAUUGGCAAUACCCUCAAGUCCUGGACCGACUACGCCUCGACCGCCACCGGUGUCUCCCAGGAUGAGACCAACUUCAGCAUCACCAUCCCCGACAACCUGGGCAGCAAGUGCUCCGAGCCCGGUGCUUGUGUCCUCCAAUGGUACUGGUUCGCCGAGUCGAUCGACCAGACCUACGAGUCCUGCAUUGACUUCACUGUUGGCGGCUCCGGCUCCGGCUCCGGCUCUGGCUCCGGCGCUGGCUCCAGCUCCAGCGCUGGUUCUGGCUCUUCGAUUCCGACCGCUACUCCCAGCGUUGCUGUUACCACUCCCAGCACCGGAAACAACGUGAUCUCCACGCCUACCACUAUGGUCACCAGCGUGAGACCGACUGCCACCUCGGCCGCUGGCACCGGUAAUGGCGCUGGUUCCUCCACAUCUUUCCCCACCAGCGGCACUGCUGAGGAGCAGCUCAGCUACAUUGCUUCUGUUCUGAAGAGCCUGCUGCAGUAUAUUGCUUAG
Aspergillus fumigatus Af293 is the source of this 873-nucleotide messenger RNA. Its product is annotated as putative chitin binding protein. The coding region runs from base 1 to 873 and encodes 290 amino acids. Lineage: Eukaryota; Fungi; Ascomycota; Eurotiomycetes; Eurotiales; Aspergillaceae. The record is from RefSeq and is a predicted model, not a curated record. The transcript has a single exon.